AUGGAUCAGAUACAUCGUCAAUACUUUGAUCAGUUCCCCUUCGUUCCUAACGAUCCUGGAAUUCAAGUACAAGUAGAUAUGCAAGAUGAAGAGAACGUUGAGAACUCAUUACCUUCCACGCCAUUAGAUGACUCUCACUUUGAUCAUUCACUUCCAGGAUCAACGGAAGAUGAUGAUGCCACUUCUUGUCAAGUAAAUAAGGAUAACGAGGGUGCUGAAGAUAUAUCCAGAUCAGGAUCCACGAAUACAGAUGAAGAUGGGAUGGAUAUUCCUUCAAACUCGAAAAUGACUUUAGAAACGAAAGAAGAGUCUCAGAUCAACGACAGUGACGAAGAAGAUAGAUUAUGUAGAAUAUGUUUCUCAGGUCAAGAAGAAGAGGUCAAUUCAGGUAAAAUGAUCUCACCCUGUCUCUGUACAGGCAGUAUGCGACACGUCCAUGUCAAUUGCCUCAAUGCUUGGAGAGGGACAGGUACGAACGCUAAGGCACAUAUGGAAUGCCCACAAUGUCAUUAUCGUUAUCAACUGCGUAGAACUCUGAUAUCUGGUCUAGCAACUUCCAGACCUAUUCUUCUACUCUCCACCCUUAUCUCUUUCGUCUCACUUACACUCCUUCUCGGUCAGAUUCUACAUCUGGUUCUACAUCAUUCACCUACUAUAUCACGUACAUUGCUAUCCCGAACAUCACGUUCACCCGUCACCUCGAUCUUUGAUCUAAUGGAUGAUCCAUAUGGUGCUAUCGAUAACGGUCCAGUCAUCGUUGUCGGUGGUGGUGGAGCAUUGGUUUGGGAUAUAUUCAUAGCUGCCAUUCAAACUUUUAUAGGUAUAUCAGAAAGGUUUUCGACAUAUAGAAAUAAAUUAUCUUCAAACCUUCUAAUAUCUGGACCUUUAACCACAUUCGGUUUCGAAUUGGUCAUUCGAUUCUUAUUGGGAUUGGCGAUGUUGGGGUCAAUGUCAUUCCUAUCAUUGAUAUUCACAUUAUCAUUAUUUGGCCCAUUACAAUUAGUGAAUGGAUUGAGAGGAUUUGGAUUUUUGGGUAAUUGGGGUAGAAGAAGAGUUCGUACAGGUGGUGGUGGAACCAAUGGGAAUGGAAAUACAUCAAUAGGAACGAUCAUGAUCGUUCUAUUAGUCUUGAUAGGUGCCGUCAAUACUUUAUUCCAAGUUUACGCGGGUGUCAGAUCAGUAACUCACAGAUUAUUACUCUACGUCGAAACUCAAAUACUGGAAGUGAACGCAGAAGAAAUUCGUCAAAAGAGGAAAGAAAGAGAAAAGAAGAAAAGACAAGAGAAAUGGUGGAUCAGAUGGUUCAAAGAUGGUCAAUAUAUGACAAUCCAAGGUUGGAAAGAAUUAUAUAUUAGAUCAAGCAUACAAUUCGAUAGGCUGGUCGAAAGGUUCUCCAGAGGUGUAGAAGAAAAUGAUCAUCAACAAUGA
Molecule: messenger RNA, 1428 nt
Organism: Kwoniella shivajii
Lineage: Eukaryota; Fungi; Basidiomycota; Tremellomycetes; Tremellales; Cryptococcaceae
Exons: 6
Coding region: 1-1428 (475 amino acids)
Molecular function (GO): zinc ion binding
Source: RefSeq, a predicted model, not a curated record